Molecule: messenger RNA, 1793 nt
Organism: Helobdella robusta
Lineage: Eukaryota; Metazoa; Annelida; Clitellata; Rhynchobdellida; Glossiphoniidae
Exons: 3
Coding region: 432-842 (136 amino acids)
Cellular component (GO): nucleosome
Molecular function (GO): structural constituent of chromatin; DNA binding; protein heterodimerization activity
Source: RefSeq, a predicted model, not a curated record
UGUUUUGAAUUGUAAUUAUUUUUCUAUGGAUGAAUAAACAUGUUGAGAAAAUGACUAUUUUUCAGUGUAUUUGCAGUUAAAAUUAUAAAAAAAAUGUUUUAUUUUGUUUAGUCAAUAAUUAUUAUAUCAAAAAAUAAUUUUAACAGUCGUAAAAUAGGUUAUUUUAACUCAAUUUAGUGAUUUUUCAGUAAAGACUAGUAACUAUUUUACAACUCUGGCAAUAGCACCAUCCAAUCAGAAUUUGUUCUUUGUUAGGUGAUCAGCCAAUGAGAGGCCGAGAUUAAGCUAACCAAUCGGAUUGAAGAAUAGAAGCGUUAAUAGCUUAUAUAUAGCUGUACGUAUCGUUAGUUGUCUAUUAUUUGCGCUGAUACUUUGCUGGACGUUGUUAGGUUUUUCAAGAAUUUCAAAUCGGCGAGUGACUAUUCGGUGAUAUGGCUCGUACCAAGCAAACUGCUCGUAAAAGUACCGGAGGUAAAGCCCCAAGGAAACAGUUGGCUACGAAAGCGGCCCGUAAGAGCGCCCCAUCUACCGGUGGCGUGAAGAAGCCCCACAGAUAUAGGCCAGGUACUGUAGCUCUCAGGGAAAUUAGGCGUUAUCAGAAAUCCACAGAGUUGCUGAUCCGCAAGUUGCCAUUCCAGCGUUUGGUUCGUGAAAUUGCUCAAGACUUCAAGACUGAUCUCCGUUUCCAGAGUGCGGCCAUUGGUGCCCUUCAGGAGGCUAGUGAAGCAUAUUUGGUUGGCCUGUUCGAAGACACAAACUUGUGUGCAAUCCAUGCCAAGAGAGUGACCAUCAUGCCCAAAGACAUUCAGCUGGCCAGACGUAUAAGGGGAGAGAGGGCUUAAAUUAAUGAUUUUCUACUUUUUUUAAUUUAUUUUUCUGACACUCGUUUGUGUGAAAUUUGAAAAAUAAACUGGUUUAUUUGUCAUUGAACAAUAUGUUAUCUAUAUUGUCGUGUUCUUAACGUCGUUCUUGUCGAUAUUGUAGUUGUUUUUGUAUUUUUAUAUUCAUUGAUAGUCGUCAUGUAGACUGUUCUUGUAACAGUUUCAGUCUUUAGGAUUGAUUUGCUGUAAGUGCAUGCUUAGUCGAGGUGCGACUGAUGGUUUCAAAUGAAAAAUUUGCCAUUCAUUCAUUUGUUGAAACGAAGAUGUUAGAUAAAAUAGAAUGAUAUCCCUUUUUUGUAUCGUGUUUCUGUCUAAAGGAAAUGUUUCAUGCUUGAUAGAUGGGCUGGCUAGUUUUAAUACCAUUCACAAAUUAAUUAUCUAGUUAAAAUUAGCAGCAAUCUAAGCAGGGAUAUUUUUUAUAAUUAAAUGUAUGUGUAGUUUCAUUUCAUUAUUUACUGACAGAUUAGUUGGUUUAGAUAUUUUUUGUUCGUACUGUACAUAAUAUAUAUCUUUGUAUGUAUCAUUGUAAUGAUUAAAUUAUUUAUGUGUAUGAAAAUGUACACCACAUUUGCUUUAACAAUCUCUGAAAUACUCUUAUGAGUUUGACAAAAGUUUGAAUUUUGGUAUGGAAUUUUUUAGUGCUAGUUGUGUAAGAAUUAUAUCUAAUACUAAUGUUAACUGAUUGGUGUCUUGGAGAAAUGAAUGUCGAUAAAAAUAAAUUUGUGAUAAUUUUCUGGAAAAUGAAUCUAACUGGGUUUUGUCUAAGAAACAAAAUUAUUUUAUGGCCGCUAUACCUUACGUUCUCUUUUUUUCUUUUUUUUCUAAAACGUUUGGAUCAUUAAUAAAGAGAGAUUUUAUUGAAUUAUUCUGUUCGUAAGAUUUUUAAAAUUUUAUGUUGUAUAUGCCAAAUCA